This is a messenger RNA of Vicia villosa (hairy vetch), 630 nucleotides long. RefSeq lists its product as uncharacterized. The record is from RefSeq and is a predicted model, not a curated record. The coding region runs from base 1 to 630 and encodes 209 amino acids. The transcript has a single exon. Lineage: Eukaryota; Viridiplantae; Streptophyta; Magnoliopsida; Fabales; Fabaceae.
AUGGAGGAAAUAGAACAACAUUCAUGGAUUUUCAAAGCUAUUCUUCGUCAAAGAGAAGUGGCUAUGGGCCUGCAGGGAUGGUUCCAGUGGCAUAGUUAUAGUACCAGAUUUGUUUACAAACAGUUGAGGAAUGCUGAUGGCCAUGUUCCAUGGUAUAAGAUUUUCUGUGGAAACAAUGCAAGGCCUCGAGCACUUAUGAACUUGUGGAUUGCUUGUCACGGAAAGCUGGCCACUAGAAGUAGACUGUAUCGGUUUGGAUUGGUGGAUUAUAUUACAUGUUGUUUCUCUUUGCAGGAGGAAACCAUAGAGCAUUUGCUGUUUGAAUGUCUUGAGACUAAGAAUAUCUGGAAGCAGGUUUUGACACGGUUGGAUAUUCACCAUGAACCACAAGCAUGGACUGAGGAAUUGGUCUGGUUGAUUCAAAAUUGCAAAGGAAAAUCUAUUCGAGCUGAUAUGGUAAAGCUGGCGAUUAUGGAAGCGGUGUAUGGGAUUUGGAUGUAUAAGAAUUAUGUUAGUUUUGGGAAGGAUAUUGAUAGAUUGAAAAUUGGAACCAAUAUUAUAGACAUGAUAGUAUAUAGAGGGUGGGGUAAAAUGAAAAUUAGGCCUCACAUUUCCAGUCUAAUGUUAUAG